This is a messenger RNA of Triplophysa rosa, 1516 nucleotides long. RefSeq lists its product as uncharacterized. The transcript has 3 exons. Lineage: Eukaryota; Metazoa; Chordata; Actinopteri; Cypriniformes; Nemacheilidae. The coding region runs from base 505 to 1461 and encodes 318 amino acids. The record is from RefSeq and is a predicted model, not a curated record.
UUUUCCCAUUCAUUCUCUAUGGUAGUGCUUAACACUACGGAUGCUAUAUAUUUUUGGCCACACGUAAAUUUCAUGGCGCUGUUUCUUCUCUUCCGUGGCGGGGCAUUUAAGUGUCGAACAGUCAUCUGUCAGUCAUUCGCUGUGUGGAGGAGAGGAGACCCGUUUUACAAUCGGAGAAUGCGAUCGGAGAGAGAUGUUUUUACUCCAAAAAUAAACGCAAUAAACUGAUGAACCAAGCAGGAAUGCUCAGAUGAUCCCUCUUCUGCUGAGACCCCUCUUGCUGCAGAACCAGAGGCCACCCCACAGACUGUCUUAUUUCAACCAUUUUCUACUCCAAGUCCUGUGACAGUGAAGGAACAAAGGUCUGAGGAAUUUCUUUCGGAUGGAGAACUGCCGAGCACAACGCCACUGCCUAUUGCGGCUUCUCCUCGUGCAGCCCGCACUGUACCUAUUAAGACAGGAGGUCGAGUCUUUGUGUUGGACCAUAACAGAUGGCCAGAGCCAAUGAGAAAUGCCAUUGAUGGUUUGCUGGCCAAGCACCAUGGGAGCAAGGAUCUCCUUAAAAAGGUGGGUGCAGAAUAUGCUGCUAUGGUACAGAGUGCCUGCACUGACCCCAACAGCCUUCUACACCCAACCACAAAGCAGCACAUAAGCAGGUACAUAAAACACCUUGCUAAAAAGAAGAACACAAAUGCCUCUCUCAACACCAGCCCAGAAAAGCUUCUUGAGACACAGCAGUUAUGGCAGCGUCUUCACUCAGGAGGCGAAACCAUUAGUGUUCCAGUGAAAACACUGCCACCUGCCCCAUUUAAUCCACCAGCAAAGAGCGUUCCUGAGGCUGUCCCCCUGGACAAGGCAAUGCUUGAGAAGAUGGUAAAGGACAUUGUAGAGAAGCAGCAGGCAGUACAGCAUCAACAACAACAACAGCAGCAGAUCCAAAAAACGCUAACUAGAUCUUGUUUAGCUUGUGGCCAGCCAAAGUCUCGUUACCUGGGUGAUGGCUCCUCAGUACAUUUAUUUUAUCAGGCUGGUGAUGUUAAGUACUUCUGCUCCAAGAAAGUAUUUGACAAAUACUCAGCAGAAGGCUUGACAAAUCCCAGAAUGUCUUUUGAAGAUUUUGCAAGCACUCCCUUCUUUCAGCGUGAACUGGAGGCCUCAAAACAGAGAGGGGCAGAGAGGAAGAGGGUGAUUGAGGAGAGAAGCAAGAGGAAGUCAGUAGUGGAGCAUCCUACUGGUCGUCUCUGCAGAUUCUGCCACCAGCCACUGAAACAAGGACCGAACAGUCCUCAUAUUCACACUGGUUUCCCUGGAGUGGCAGGCAAAUACAUUUACUGUCCUGCUAAAGUGUUUUCCCUGUAUCAGGCUCAGGGAAUGACUGCAGAAAUGUCAUGGAGAGACUUUCAGCAGUCUCCAUUCUAUGAGGCUGAGAAGCAGAGGUGGAUAGAGGAUAAGAAAAAAUGACUUGACUGCUACAUAACACAGUCUGGGCAUGUCAUAUCAGACUGCCAAAGACUCU